AUGUCAGCCUUUGCUGAGUACCGCCGUGUGUGUUAUUACAACCUGGUCUCCAUUUACCAUACCGGAAUAGGAACAUUUCGUCCCUAUAACAUCGACCCCAUGCUUUGUACACACAUAAUCGUCGCAUAUGCUGAUCUCAAUAACAAUAUGAUAGAUGUGAUGUCGGCUAACGAUGAAACUUUUUACAAAGAAAUUAUUGACCUCAAACCUGCCAACCCCUUUCUUAAGGUGAUGAUAGCCUUAGGAGACUUUGAUCACAAAAUUGCUACAAUGGUAGCUAAACCAAGAAGAAUGAUCGAGUUCGUAGACUCUGUCGUCGAGUUUCUUCAGAAAUAUGGAUUUGAUGGGAUUGACUUGGACUGGGAAUUUUCAGCAAUCGACAAACCACGCGUAGAUAAAUCAAAAUAUUCCGGUCUUUGCAGGAGACUAAGAAAUGCUUUUAAAAAUGAGUGUGAAAAGUCUGGUAAGGACAGUAUGCUGCUUUCAGCUAGUGUUGGAACGCUUAAAGAAAACAUCGAUGACGUUUAUGAUGUCCCGAACAUGAUAAAACACCUAGACUUCAUUAACCUCAAUACUGAUAACUUAUAUCGAGAACAGGACUAUCCCGACAAUCGGACAUACCAUCACAGUCCACUGGUCAGCAGGCCGGACGACACGGAGACGGAAAGUUAUAUUAACAUGCAAUGGGUAGCAAGAUACUGGGCACAGAAGGGAGUUCCAAAGACAAAAAUUAACAUAGGGCUCUCUCUAGAUAGUUACGGGUUCAAACUGCUAGAUCCAGCUAAUUUCCUCAUAGGGUCCGUGUCUACCGGGCCAAGCGACGGCGGGCUGUAUACAGCUUUACAAGGACAUCUAGCCUAUUAUGAGGUGUGUCUGUUGAUGGAAGCAGGAGGUCAGUCGUACCGAGACUAUUUUGUCCCCUACUACGUCGAUAACGACCUGUGGGUGGCUUAUGAUGAUGAACAGAGUAUAACGGACAAGGUUGAAUGGUUGAUUGAAGAGGGAUACGGAGGCACAGCUGUAUGGGAGUUGUCUUUGGAUGAUUUCAGCGCUGUAUGUAAUUCCUCCAUGAGAAGGUUUCCUAUUGCACAGCAGAUCAAAGAUACGCUUCAACAAGCAGAACCAAAGCCGAAUACAUAUCGACGAGUAUGUACUUUCACGGUGUGGGCCGGAGAUCGACCGGGAAUAGGAGAGUUUACUCCCUGGGACAUAAAUCCUGAUCUGUGCACGCACAUCACAGUGGUCUAUGCUGCUGUCCGCCAUGACCGGCUAGCGCCAAUGUUCGUCCAAGAUUUAAAAUUGUAUCGGCAAAUUAACAGAAUAAAGAAUAAUUACCCGCACAUAAAGACACUUUUGUCAGUUGGUGGCUGGGAAGCCGGUAGUGCGGAGUUUUCCAACAUGGUGUCCAAUCGUCUCUCGAUGUUUACAUUUGUGAGGUCAGUCCUCACCUUCUUCCGCAGUUACGAUUUUGACGGUCUUGAUCUGGCAUGGCAAUAUCCAGCAUUCAGAAAAGGGUCUCGCCCAGCAACAGAUCGACGUCUCUAUGGAGAACUAAUUAGGAUGCUUCGAGUUGCUCUCGAUACAGAAUGCUUGCGUUCUGGUAGAGACCGUUUACUUCUGACGGCAUCAGUCAGCCCAGAAAAAGACGUCAUUGACACAUCGUACGAUAUCAACAGUAUGAUUCAGAACCUGGAUUGGAUCAACGUGAUGUCCUUCAGCAUGUAUGGUUCCUCAGACGAGUAUACAGACCAUCAUAGUCGUCUAAGUGCACGUCCAUUUAGCAGCGUCGACAGCGCCCAACGCACAAUUGAAUGGUCUCUUAGUUAUUGGAAUAGCCUUGGUGUAGCGAAGGAGAAGCUAAAUGUGGGCCUGUCGACGUUCGGAGUUGGAUUUACACUUGAAUACCCCGGCAUUAACGGAAUAGAUGCUGACACUUGUGGGCCAUCGGACCCAGGACCAUACACGAAUGUUGCCGGCUACCUUUCCUACUAUGAGAUUGGUGAGCUGAUAGAGAACGGAGCCAUGGUGUACCGGGACGAUGGCAUGCCGUACCUUGUUCUCGGUGAUCAGUGGAUUUCAUACGAUGACCUACAAAGUCUAACAGAAAAGACGGAGUGGCUGAUACAGGAGGGAUACGGGGGAGCCAUGUUAUGGGAUCUAUCAUUGGACGAUUUUUCACAGAACAUCAAUACGUCACAAACCUCUUUCCCAUUACUCUCAGAGAUCACGGAAACAAUUGUUUCCGCCGAAUUCCAACCGUCUUCAUCAUUACCAACAUCUACUACAACCACACCAA
Ylistrum balloti is the source of this 2296-nucleotide messenger RNA. RefSeq names its product acidic mammalian chitinase-like. NCBI's taxonomy places the organism in Eukaryota, Metazoa, Mollusca, Bivalvia, Pectinida, Pectinidae. Gene Ontology annotation, molecular function: chitinase activity; chitin binding. The annotation marks the transcript as partial. Gene Ontology annotation, cellular component: extracellular region. The record is from RefSeq and is a predicted model, not a curated record. Gene Ontology annotation, biological process: carbohydrate metabolic process; chitin catabolic process. The transcript is spliced from 15 exons.